Gymnodraco acuticeps is the source of this 2827-nucleotide messenger RNA. RefSeq names its product arginine vasopressin receptor 1Aa (gene avpr1aa). Gene Ontology annotation, molecular function: peptide binding; vasopressin receptor activity. The record is from RefSeq and is a predicted model, not a curated record. NCBI's taxonomy places the organism in Eukaryota, Metazoa, Chordata, Actinopteri, Perciformes, Bathydraconidae. Bases 1 to 1230 code for a protein of 409 amino acids. The transcript is spliced from 2 exons. Gene Ontology annotation, cellular component: membrane. Gene Ontology annotation, biological process: regulation of systemic arterial blood pressure by vasopressin; positive regulation of vasoconstriction; G protein-coupled receptor signaling pathway.
AUGCACACUCCUGACUAUGCUCUGCUCCUGAGCGGAGGGAACCAGUCUCUGGUCUUCGGUCCCAGUGGUGACCUAACUAUGGAGAAACCUGGAAACAACACCCUCCACACGAACCGAUCCGAUCCGUACUCGCGAAACGAGGAGGUGGCCCAGAUGGAGAUCAUGAUCCUGAGCAUCACCUUCGUGGUUGCUGUGGUUGGGAAUGUGAGCGUCCUGCUGGCAAUGUACAACACGAAGAAGAAGAUGUCGCGGAUGCACCUUUUCAUCAAACACCUGAGCCUGGCUGACCUGGUGGUCGCCUUUUUCCAGGUGCUGCCGCAGCUCUGCUGGGAUAUCACCUUCCGCUUCUACGGUCCAGACUUUCUCUGCAGGAUCGUCAAGCACCUCCAGGUGAUGGGGAUGUUCGCCUCCACCUAUAUGAUGGUGAUGAUGACCCUGGACCGUUACAUUGCUAUCUGCCACCCUCUGAAAACCCUGCAGCAGCCCACGCAGCGCUCCUACAUCAUGAUCGUCUCCACGUGGAUGUGCAGCCUCUUGUUCAGCACUCCGCAGUACUUCAUCUUCUCCCAAAGUGAGUUCGACAGCUCGAACGUUACCGACUGCUGGGCGCACUUUAUCGAGCCGUGGGGCCCCAAAGCUUACAUCACCUGGAUAACAGUGAGCAUCUUCCUCAUCCCCGUGGUGCUUCUCAUGUUGUGCUACGGGUUCAUCUGCCACAGCAUAUGGAAAAAUAUAAAAUACAAGAAAAGGAAAACGCCGGCUGGUGCUGCGAGCAAGAACGGGCUGAUUGGGAAGAAUUCAGUCAGCAGCGUUACAACUAUUUCAAGAGCCAAGCUGAGGACUGUUAAAAUGACUUUAGUGAUCGUUUUGGCGUACAUUGUCUGCUGGGCGCCGUUUUUCAUAGUACAGAUGUGGUCCGUGUGGGAUGAGAACUUCCAGUAUGCUGAUUCUGAGAACACAGCAGUGGCUCUGUCUUCGCUGCUUGCCAGUCUCAACAGCUGCUGUAACCCAUGGAUAUACAUGAUCUUCAGCGGUCACCUCCUCCAAGAUGUUAUGCACUGCUUCUCCUGCUUCCAAAGACUGAGCACUGACUUCAAGAAGGAGGACUCAGACAGCAGUAUCCGCAGAACAACAUUACUGACCAGGUUGAACAAUCGCAGCCCCACGGGCAGUCAGAGCAACUGGAGAGAGCUGGACCUUUCUCCAAAGUCCUCCAUUCAGGCGGAGUAAACAUGCAGCCAGGCAAAUCUGUUUACUGCCGUGGGAAUGAAAUUAUAUCUGGGAGUGGCAUCAAGGUAAACAUACAUGAAUGAAGACUUUUUAACGUUGGGCAUGACUGACAGUGACUGACAUUUCGCCCAAACAACAAAACCUUAAAGCAAAUCAAGCUUUUUGCAUCGACAUUUGGAAACAGAGUGAAUAAAUAUGUUGUCGACUGAGAAUUGUGCAACAUGGACUGAAAAUACAGACAUGUUUGUGUGCAAAUAUGUUCUUUUUCACUAAAAAUAUUGGGAAAGGAGGUGAAAGUAGAGAUGUAUUCCUACAUGUUCAAGCUUGUAUGCAACCACACUUUUUUGUAAAAGCACAACAUGCUGAUAAUUGGGUUUUGACCUAAUUCCGUUGCAUUCUGUUGAAUUCCUUGAUCAUUUGGCUGCCCCUGUUACUGUGUUCCCAUGAUUUCCCUUUAGAUAUUUUUUAGGGGAAAACACAUUUCCUUACUUCCCUACUCAUGCUCUUAAUGAUGGUUGUGUUUGUAGUGCCAGUGAACACCCCUUCCUGUUUGAGUGUUUCCAGAGAUAAACGUACAUGGCAGCCAGGAGGUGUGCUGUGGUGGAAGCAACUCUUCCAGACCGCCUACUUUUAAGAAACCGAGGCAGACCCCUCGUCCUCUGGGCUCAGCUUUCCAUUUUUGUGGUUUUUCUCAGAACCACACAUUUUAGUGGCUUGUGUAAAAAGAAACCUUUUCCUUUGACCUGUGACAAAAGUCUUAGGUUACAUAUAAAUCAGGCGUGCAUCCAACUAUUUACUAAUGAUUUAAUGUUGCAGCUUGCAGUCCUGUGUGUGUCUCUAAAUAAUGGCUUUCAUAUUUCAGCACAAACAGAUGGGACCCCCCUUAAAAUAGCAGGACAUUGGAGGGGUCUACCUACCGCCCCACAGACCCCUCCCACUGCUUUUUCAAAAUGUUGUGGAGAAGCUUACACAUUCCAUACUCUCGACGUCAACACACUUCCUGACUUUUUUCUGACAUCCUGCCCCGUUAGGGGGUCUUUUCUUGGGUUUCCUUUGCACUCCAGACAAAAACAAUCUUCUGCACAUGAAUGCGUAAUAAUUGUCAGACCACUAUGACCACAUGUAUGUUAUAAAGACAUUUAUAUCUGACUGUAAAGUAUAUUUGUAUAUAAAAGGUCUGUAAAUAGGAAUAAUAUAAUGUAAAUCUGUUCAACAUGAAUUAUAUUAGUCUGUAAUGCUUUGUGUACAUUGAAAAUAAUCUAAAUAUACAUAUAUGUUGCAAAAUAUAUAUUGAUGCACUGAUGAUUACUAUAGGACACUGGCGUUUCCUCCUCACAACCCCAGCACAACUAGCUGCUUUGUUUAUGUUUCGUGCAGUUGCUACACAACCACAAAUCUGUGGUGUUAUCUUUGCUGAAAAUUGAGCAAUUUUAAACAUAUAUAUCUAGCCAAUCAAAGCACUAAAAACCUGCCAACGCUCUUGAUUUAUGCCAUUAUUAUGAACUUUCAAUUGAAAAUAAAGUAAGGAAUAAGCGUUGUGAAUGGGUUGCUUUUGGUCAACAAGCUGUCGACCCUCAUUAAAUGAAAAUACAAUGUG